CACUCCCCGCCUCCGCCCCGCGGACCUUGGAGCCGGGGCCUGGCUACACUGUGGCUUCUCUCCAUCGAAAAUGUAUUCCCUGGGGUCCUGGCUCCCAGCGUUGCCUGGGCUGGCGUGGGUCUGGGCACUGCUGGAUGCCCUCCUGCAAGGUGAGAUUCCCCCCAGGGUGGCCUGGGGUCAGCCUGGGGACAGCCCAGGUGACACCGGUGACCUGCUGCUGCCUUUUCCCACAGGGCUGGUGGGUGCCUGUGCCGUCUCGGUGCUCUGCAGCCUCCUGAAAGUUUAUACCUACAUCCAGUGUGUGAAUGACCCAGAGAGGCAGGCAGAGAAGGAGGCGAUCGCGGCGCGGCGGCCGCUGCUGGAGCUGCUGCACGUGCUGGUGCUGACCAGUGUCCUGGCCCUGGUGGGCUCCCGUGUGGCUGCGCUGGUGGUGCUGGAGUUCUCCCUGCGUGCCGUCUCCACCAUCAUUUCCCUUGGCAAGGGCGCCCACAGCAGCCAGCUCUACUUGCUGUGCCAGUACUCGCUGGGCUGCGGGAUGUCCUGCGGCCUCAGCUUCCUGCUGGAGGGGGCUCUGCACCGCACCUGGAACCUGGCGCUGGCAGCAGGGCUGGCGGGGCUGCUGGCGCUGCACGCCCAGCGCCUGGCCUGGCAUGUCUGUGCCCUGUACGAACUGCACAGCCGGGCGCGCUACUGCGGCAUCUGCAUCCUGCUGCUGGCCGCAGGGCACGGCAUCCCGCGCCUGCUGCGCAAUGCCCUGGCUCUCACCUUUGCCGUGGCUGACCUGGCUGCCGUGGAGCUCAUCAACCGUGACUUCCUCUCCACGGGCGAGGCCGUGCGCUUCUGGACCCCGCUGACCAUCUGCUACACCCUGCUGGUCGUCUACAUGCAGGAGGAGUCCCGGCAGAGCAUGGGCAGUGGGUUGGUGUUCCGGACUGUGCUGGUGAGGAUGGGCGGCCUCUUCAUCCUCCUUCUCACCGUGGGCCGAUGGACCGACAUCCUGCACGUCUUCGUGUCGCUGCUGGGGGAGCUCUGGUGCCUGCUCCACUUCAGGGUUCUGCUGGAGUCCUGCUGCAGGCAGGAUUUUGCCCAGCAGCCCCGCUUGGGUAGUUUGUCGGGAUCCAGAUCGGAGGAGACAUCUCGAUGAGCCGCGGGGUGAAACCAGACGGCAGAAACUCAGGGUGGCUUCACUGGGCACGCUCAGAAUCGCCCAUCACAGAUCCCCCAUGGGGACUAAGGAAAAAGGCUCCUGGAAGGCAUCCAACCCCAUCCCGUGGGAUGGAGGAGGUUCGGGGGGAAGACUCACAUUGCCCUGUUUUUUGGGGGCAGCACUGCUGGAGUUUGUUCUCUGGUCCCAGUGGGAUUGUGGAAUGCUGAUGGAUGUCCCAUCCUUGCUGGCUGCAGGGCCCCACUGGCAGGGGCCUCCAGGGGGUUAUAAAUCUCAGAAAAUAAAAGUCUUUUCCAGCAAAAUCCACGGGCAGAGCAAGCUGGGGUCCCACUGUGCUGGAAGGGCACUUCGGAUGGUGGCAGUGCAGCAUUUUGAGGGAGGUGGAUAGAAUUCCUCCUUGGGAAGAGAAACUGAGGCAUGGAGUGGGGUAAUCUGACUGGAAAGUGCCCCUGUGCCUCAGUUUCCCCCUGACUGCAGCCCACUGUGCUGUGCCACGGAGCAACAGGCCCUGUGAAGGUGGGGUGCAGUUUGGGGAGGAGGGUGUUCUGGCUGCCUGCGCAUGGACCCCCAAUGCCAGGGGGGAGCAGGAGGGGUCUGGAAGUGUUUGGGGCACCAGGGGCUCCACAGGGGCAUGCUGGGGCUCUAGGGGGAGCACAUAGGUGUCCUGGGGGAGCACAGAAGAAAGAUGAGGCAUUUUGGGGGAUGGAGGUAUAUGGGGGGUAACUGGGGCUGUAUUGGAGGAUAGGGGUUAUCCUGAGGGUAUAUGGAGAUAUUGAGGCUGUACUGGGGUACACAAGCACCCCGGGGCAUAUGGGGGGCUCAUGGGGCACCCCUUGAGGCUGGGUGCUCUGAGGGUGUGUGGGGCUUUCAGGGGGUCCAUGGGAAAACCUGGGAGGGGUAAUCCCAGAGCAUAUGAGGGCACCCACGGGGCCAUGGGGCACCCUGGGGUAGAUGGGGAUCCCUGAGGAGAGACGGGGCACCUAUGGAGCACUUUGGGGAGCGUGGGGCAGUCGGGGGGUGAAUGGAGCACCCAAGGGCAUGCGUCCCCCU
Molecule: messenger RNA, 2215 nt
Organism: Catharus ustulatus (Swainson's thrush)
Lineage: Eukaryota; Metazoa; Chordata; Aves; Passeriformes; Turdidae
Gene: TMEM82
Product: transmembrane protein 82
Exons: 5
Coding region: 71-1144 (357 amino acids)
Source: RefSeq, a predicted model, not a curated record